AUGAAUUAUGAUGAUGAUGAACUUAGUGAAUCAGAGAAGGAUGAUGAUCUAGAGAAGAAGUAUAUCGAUCGAAACAAAAAGAAAGAAACAAUGAAACAUGAUGAGGUUAGCGAAGAUGAUCGAGCUGAAAAUGACGAAGAGGAAGAAGAUAGUGACGAAGAUGAGCCUUAUACUUUUGGUGGAGGGGUUGAUUAUGUUAUUGAAGAUGAAUAUGUAGAUACUAGUGAAAAUGAGGAUGAGGAUGAGGAUGAGAGACCCGAAGAAAAAAACGAACAGAAGAAGAAAAAAGCUUCUAAUUCUGAAGGUAAAAUGUAUGAUAAAGAUAGUAAAGAAGAUGAAGAUGAGGAUGAAGAUGAGGAUGAAGAUGAAAGUGAUGAAGAUAGCAAUGAAGACGACAACGAGUAUGAAAGAGAGCGAAAAAAAGCAUAUUUUGCAGAUAAAUCCGAAAUAAUACAGAAUGAAGAUGCGGAAUCAUUUCAAACAAUGAAUUUAUCAAGACCAAUAUUGAAAGGACUAAGCCAGUUAGGAUUUAUUCAACCGACGCAAAUACAAAAAGAAACUAUACCUAUAGCACUUAUGGGUAAAGAUAUUUGUGGGGGUGCAAUAACAGGAAGUGGCAAAACAAUAGCCUUUUUAGUACCAAUAAUAGAAAGAUUAUUUUAUAGGCCAAGACAAACAGCAGAAGUGAGAGUACUUAUAUUAGCACCUACACGCGAAUUAACUAUACAAUGUCAUAGUGUUGCUAGUAAAUUAGCUGCUUUUACUGAUAUUACUUUAUGUCUCUGCGUUGGUGGGUUAAGUCUUAAACAACAAGAAACAGAAUUGCGUGCACGCCCUGAUAUUGUUAUCGCAACUCCGGGAAGACUUAUUGAUCAUGUACGAAAUUCGCCAUCUUUUUUACUGGAAAGUAUCGAAAUUCUAGUUAUAGAUGAAGCAGAUCGGAUGCUGGAAGUCGGAUUUGCGGAUGAGUUAAACGAGAUAGUUAAAUAUUGUCCAAAGUCAAGACAAACUAUGUUGUUUUCAGCAACAAUGACAGAUAAUGUAGAUGAAUUAAUUCGCUUAUCACUGAAUAGACCAGUAAAAUUAAUGAUAGAUUCUAUUAAGUCUACAAAUACAAAAUUAAUUCAAGAAUUUAUUAGAAUAAGAGAAUACCAAGAAAAAAAUCGGGAAAUUAUAUUAUUAAUCUUAUGUAAAAAGUAUUUUAAACAUAAGGUUAUAAUAUUUUUUAGAACAAAAUCAGUUGCUCAUGAAAUGAAAGUUAUUUUUGGAUUAUUAGGAUUAAAAGCUUCCGAAUUACAUGGUAAUCUUUCUCAAGAACAAAGACUGGAAGCCUUAGAAGCAUUUCGAGAUGGUAAAGUAGAUUAUUUAUUGGCUACGGAUUUAGCAUCACGUGGAUUGGACAUUAAAGGAAUUGAGACGGUUAUAAAUUAUGAUAUACCACAAAGUUACGAUCAAUAUAUUCACAGAGUUGGUAGAACUGCUCGUGCGGGUAGAAAUGGACGGUCCGUUACGUUAACAGGAGAAUCGGAUCGUAAAUUAUUAAAAUUGAUAAUAAAACAUUCACAAAAAGAACAAAUUAAAAAAAGGAAGAUUGAUGUAGAAUUAAUAAAAGAAUAUAGUAAAAAAUUAGAAGAUAUUAAAGAAAAAGUAGAAGAAGUAUUAAAAGAAGAAAAAGAAGAAAAAUUAAUGAACCAAGCUGAAAUGGAAUUAUUAAAAGGCCAAAAUUUAUUAAAAUACGAAAAUGAAAUUUUUAGUAGACCUGCGAGGACUUGGUUUCAAUCAGAAAAAGAAAAGAAACUAUCGAAAAACCUUUCUGCUGAUAACAUUGAUGUCAAAAAAAGAAUGAGAGAUGAAAAUGAUAACGAGGAAGGAGUAAAUAAAAAGAAAAUUAAAAGGGAUAAAUAUGCUGGUAUGUCUAGAAAGAAAAAAAGAAGAAUGAAAUUACGUGAGGAUGAUUCCAAUCCUCAGAUGAAAAUUGAAAAUUUUAAAGCUGUGAGGUUAGCCAAAAAGAGUCGAAGACCCGCUAAAAUUAAUAAAAUAUCGGAAAAUGAUAAGACUAAAGAAAAGGCGAAAAAUGGAGGUGAAAAGAAAAAGAAAAAUAAUGGUAUUGGGUUCGAAAUGGAUUUAACUGAUGUCACUAAAAAGGCGGCUUUUGCUGUUGUACCAAAAAAUACAAAUAAGAAAGGGAAAGGUGCAGGCAAGGGAAAAAGCAAUGACGUUAUUAAAAAGAAAGUUAAAAGUAGUAAUGGUAUAAAGAAAAAGAGUAUGAAUGUUAAAAGCAAACGAAGAAAAUAG
Rhizophagus irregularis DAOM 181602=DAOM 197198 is the source of this 2295-nucleotide messenger RNA. RefSeq lists its product as uncharacterized. The record is from RefSeq and is a predicted model, not a curated record. Gene Ontology annotation, molecular function: ATP binding; RNA helicase activity; nucleic acid binding. NCBI's taxonomy places the organism in Eukaryota, Fungi, Glomeromycota, Glomeromycetes, Glomerales, Glomeraceae.